AUGCGAUAUAUUCCAACUAGGCUUUGGGGCUUCAGCGGUCACGUACAAACAAUCCUUCACAGUAUCAUUGGAAGAGUGAAAUGUCCUUGGCCCAUAGGGGAGAGAGUUUUUCUCACAUUACAAGAUGGCACAACUGUUACUUAUGAUGUCUAUCAUCCAAUAGAUAAUAGUUUUCCAGAUGACAUCAGUAUAGCGAUUUGCCCUGGAAUAUGUAAUACCUCGGAAAGCAUUUACGUACGCACAUUCGUUCACUGGUCUCAAUAUCACGGUUACAGAUGCAUCGUUUUAAAUCACGUCGGAGUAUUGAAGAAUGUACCAGUUACAGCUCCCCGACUCUUUAGUUAUGGAAACACUGACGAUUAUGAAGCUAUGGUAAAAAAUAUUGCCUCAAAAUACCCAGAAACACGAAUUGUAUGUGUUGGUUUCAGUUUGGGUGGAAAUAUCAUCACUAAAUAUUUAGGAGAAAAGAAACAGAAACCAUCUAACGUAAUUGGUGGAAUUUCCAUUUGUCAAGGAUAUUGUGCUUUAGAAGGGACGAAAUAUUUACUCAACUGGCAAAACUUCAGAAGAUUCUAUUUAUAUGUGAUGACCGAGAACAUGAAGAACACGAUUUUGAGACACCGAAAAAUACUUCUAUCUGAUGAUGUGAAAAAACGUUAUAAUUUAAAUGAACACGAAAUCAUUUCUGCAGCGACACUACCCGAAUUAGAUGAAGCCUAUGGACGAAAAUUGAGCGAGUUCAAUACCAUAUCUGAAUACUAUAAAUGGAGUUCAAGUAGAUUUUAUUUGAAUGACAUAAAAGUUCCUAUGAUUUUCAUAAAUGCUUUGGAUGAUCCCAUUGUACCUUUGCCAUUAUUGGAACCUGUAAAAAAACUGGCAGCUGAAAAGAGUAACACUGCCUACAUAGAAGUUGCACACGGAGGACAUUUGGGCUUUUAUGAAGGGGGCCUCAUUUACCCGAAUCCAGUUACAUGGUUAGAUAGAACACUUGUUGCUCUAGUAGGCUGUUUGACUCUUAGUUCUGAUGAGUUAGCAUUGAAGUCUGGGAGUGACAUAAAAGUGUGACUGCAGUCUUCUUUUUCUUAUUUGGAUGCUAUCAAAAUUGUACGGAAGUUAAUACACGUUACUUGGUACAUAACUUAUAACAAACUAACAGGAGAUUCCGCACAAACCUCGACAUUUUGGCAACUAUAUUUUACUUGGAAAGAAUAAUUAAUGACUCUCAAUUUGAUUUUUGAAUGGAAUGAAGUUAUGAUUUUCAAGAGGAAACAACUCAUUUUUGUCAAUCCAAAACUUAAAACUAGGAGAAGUAGUAAAAACAGAAACGGUGUUAAUAGGUGUUUUUGAAUGUGUAGCAAAAUCAAAGUGAAUUAUAUAUAUAUAAAUGUAUUUAGUAAUGAGUGCUCUCAUUUCAUGCACUAUGUUAUAGUUGGGCUAACAUUUCACAGUUUCGACUGAUUUAAUACUAAUUUUUUUCCUAAACCGGUUAUCUAAUUUUCAGAUUCAUGUUUUCCCAAAGUUCUAAAUGUUCAAUUUUCUAUGAAGGUGAACUGUUUCACAUUUUGCUCAUUUUUUAUACACUCCCAAAAACCCAACUAUAUACAGCAUCUGCGUACUUAUUGUGAUACAUAAUAUAGUCAUUGUUGUAAUGCCAAAUAUUAUUUGAAUAUUUUAAUAUAAAUUUCGGGACCUA
This is a messenger RNA of Leptinotarsa decemlineata (Colorado potato beetle), 1693 nucleotides long. It is a transcript of the gene Hydr2, whose product is annotated as abhydrolase domain-containing protein 2. The record is from RefSeq and is a predicted model, not a curated record. Gene Ontology annotation, biological process: medium-chain fatty acid catabolic process; medium-chain fatty acid biosynthetic process; acylglycerol catabolic process. Gene Ontology annotation, cellular component: sperm flagellum; sperm plasma membrane. NCBI's taxonomy places the organism in Eukaryota, Metazoa, Arthropoda, Insecta, Coleoptera, Chrysomelidae. Gene Ontology annotation, molecular function: monoacylglycerol lipase activity; acetylesterase activity.